AUGCAUCUCCUCCAGAUCUACACGUUGGCAAUUGCUUGCUCCCCAUUAGCCUCAGCAUGGGGCAAUCUCGAGCAGCGCCAGGCCUCUACACAGAGCCUGAUCGAUGCGCUGGGCAACUAUACCGACCUCUCAAGCUUCCAGUCAAUCUUGAAGAAUGCACCGGGUCUCAUCACUGCCAACGCCCAGAGAGGUGCCACCGUCCUGGUGCCGACAAACGAAGCCCUCGAGGCGUACGUGAAGCAGAACAAUGCCACCAACAUAUCCCAGUUGCCGAUCAAGAAGCUUUCGAGCAUCUUCCAGUACCAUACCCUAGACGCUGCUCUCACCUCGGCAAAUUUCAGCGUCCCAAAGGGUCUCACGGUUCCGACGAAGCUCACAGACAAGGCUAAUAACCUGCGAAGCCCCGGCCCCGCCUUGCUCCGCCAGUUCGGCGCGGAAGCUACCGGCCAGGUGCUUUACAUCUCCAAGGAUACCAGUGCCAGCGCCUCCAAAUUCCGGGUCAGACAGGGGACUUCGGGUGAAAAGUCGGAGCUGCAGGCUGGCUUGGGCCAGACGGGGGAGCUGACUGGGAUCGAUGGGGUGUGGGACGGCGGCUAUUUCCAAGUCGUCAACACUGUUCUAGAGGCGCCAGACGUGUGCUCCACGACGAUCAAGAAACUCUCCGACACACUCUCUGGCCUCGACGCGGCGCUGCGAAAGGUCAGCUUGUGGAAAGAACUCGACAAGACACCCAACGUCACCUGUCUGGGUCCUAGCACCGACGCCUUCAAUGCGGCGGGCAAUCCGGAGAAAACUCUCAACAACACCGCUCUCACGAAUGCAUUGCUCUUCCACACUCUUCCCGAGGUGGCAUACAGCAACUUCCUGACCGACGGCAUGAAGUUUACCAGUCUCCAAAACGCCACAGUUACGGUCACGGUGAAGGAUAAUCAGAUCUGGUUCAACGACGCCAAGGUCAUCCAGCCCAAUGUCUUAACAAACAACGGCCUCAUUCAUGUGCUUGACCGCGUCAUGUCUGCUGAAGGUGUGCCAGACACUUCUUCUUCGCCGUCCUCCACGUCUGGUUCGUCGCCAUCAGGCACCGCUGGUCCUACCUCGACCAGCACGCCAGGCAAUUUGGGAACCACCCUAUCUGGCAAUCUGCAUGUGGCGGGUAUUAUCGCGUUUGCUGCUGUCAUCUUGCUUAUAUAG
This is a messenger RNA of Colletotrichum aenigma, 1191 nucleotides long. RefSeq lists its product as uncharacterized. Lineage: Eukaryota; Fungi; Ascomycota; Sordariomycetes; Glomerellales; Glomerellaceae. The coding region runs from base 1 to 1191 and encodes 396 amino acids. The record is from RefSeq and is a predicted model, not a curated record. The transcript has 4 exons.